AUGGCCACACAUCGUCUCGUUACACGGUCUCAUCAAGGGGAUGUCUCGGAUGGCGAGUGGGUUAACGUGAGCGACGGCCGCGAACAACACGCAGCUACAACCAACUCGGAGUCUAUGCCGGAGCGUAUUACACGGGUCACCACGGAUGAAAAGAAUCUCAACAAGUUCUACAAUAUCAAGUUCUCAGCCACGAGGUCUCAUCGGUUAGAACGAUACUACAAUGAAGAGCUCGACAGUCUGUUCAAGGCUCCGUUCGAUACCUACAGCCAAGAGGACAAGGUAGACUUCUUACUUCUGCGCAACUAUCUGAGGCGCAAUCUACGCGUCCUACUUCUAGAUCGUGAGCGAGACGAACUGGUGAAGCCGGUGUUGCCAUUUAUCCAGCCGCUCAUCGAGAUAUGCGAAGCUCGUCAAAGCAUGGUUCCCGUCGACAGCAAGAAAACGGCCAUGAUAGUAAACGAGACAGCAAAGAAGAUAAUUGCGACGACAAAGGCCAUCAAAACCAAUGAGAUCAAGGCCAAUGACUCGACUUUUUCACGUGCUAUGAGCACCAUUGACCAAAUCCGAGGCCACGUUGACGAGACCUACGGCUUCUACGCCCCCUACGACCCCUUGUUCCCCUUCUGGUGCGACGCGCCUAAAACUGAAUUGGACGAGGCCCUCACCGGCAUCAAGACGGCGAUAGACACCAAACUCAUUGAGAAAAACGGGUCCGGAUCUAUUCGUGCUGCAGUAGAACCCAUUGGGCGCUCCGGGCUGAUCACUGAGCUCGAAGCGGAAAUGAUACCCUACACGCCCGAGGAGCUCCUGAAGCUGGCGCAGGAACAGUACGAUUGGUGCGAAAAGGAGAUGAAGAAGGCUUCACGCAGCAUCAAGGUGGGCUCCGUUCGACCGGAAGGUAAUCAUGGAAGCGUAUCGGGUCUUGAGGCUCCUAAUGGUGGCUUUGGCGACGACUGGAAGGCGGCGCAGGAAUAUGUCAAGAAUUCAUAUGUUGAGCCCGGUCAACAGCCUGAGAUGGUACGCCAGCUGGCCUAUGAGGGCAUGGCUUUUGUGAAGAAGCAUGACUUGGUUACUGUCCCAGAAAUCGCGGGCGAGACGUGGCGUAUGUUUAUGAUUGACGCAGAACGUCAAAAGGAGUCUCCAUUCUUCCUCGGAGGCUCCUCCUUUUGGGUCUCUUAUCCCACCGCCGCCAUGGACCACGAUCUCAAGAUGAUGGUGAUGCGCGGCAACAACCCUCACUUCUCACGGGCGACGGCAUUCCAUGAAUUGAUACCCGGCCAUCGUUUGCAGCUUUUCAUGGGUAAGCGUCAUCAUCCGUACCGCGAACUCUUCUCGACACCCUUCUUUGUCGAGGGCUGGGCCAUGUAUUGGGAGUUUGUCUUUUGGAAUAGGGGCGACUUCUUCGUGAGCCCCGAAGAUAAGAUCGGAACCCUCUUCUGGCGGAUGCACCGAUGCGCGAGAAUCAUCUUCUCCCUCAAGUACCACCUCGGCGAGAUGACGCCCCAAGAGUGCGUCGACUUGCUGGUCGACUGGGUCGGCCACGAGCGAUCCAACGCCGAGGGAGAAGUCACGAGAUCGUUCGGCGGCGAGUACUCUCCCCUAUACCAGGCCGGAUACAUGCUGGGGGCAUUGCAGAUGCACGGUCUGCGGGAGGAGGUGCUGACCAAGGGGUUGAUGGGCGAGAAGGAACUCCACGAUAAGAUCCUGAGGGCGAACACGAUGCCAAUCGAGUUGCUUCGAGCGCUUCUCCUGAAUCAGUCCCUAAGUCCGGAUACGGAGGCUCAGUGGAGGUUUUACGACUGA
Messenger RNA from Colletotrichum fioriniae, 1803 nucleotides. RefSeq lists its product as uncharacterized. NCBI's taxonomy places the organism in Eukaryota, Fungi, Ascomycota, Sordariomycetes, Glomerellales, Glomerellaceae. The record is from RefSeq and is a predicted model, not a curated record.